AUGGGUCCUCCACUCAAAUUCGCCGCAGACUUCGUCGCUCUGGCCGAUGUGCUCAGAGCUCUGGCCGUUUUCGCAAGCAGUAUUGUUUUUCUGUGGAUCGCAGUCGCAAUCCAAAGGCUGUACUUCCACCCUCUUUCCAAGUUUCCUGGGCCGCGGCUGGCAGCUGUGAGCAAUCUCCCAUAUUCCCUGAGCUAUCUUGGUGGGCGCCAGCCAUAUGAUAUUCUACGACUCCAUGAAAAAUACGGCCCGGUUGUGCGGGUGUCACCGAGUGAGCUCUCCUUCAAUACCGCCCAGUCAUGGAGAGACAUAUACGGCCAGCGCAAGGGACAUGCCACCUUCAUCAAAAGCGCCUUCUAUGACGGAGGCAACUUUGCGGAUCAGGCCCAUUCCAUUGUGAGCGAACGCGAUCCCACAAAGCACGCCAUAAUGCGGAGGUACCUCUCGAGUGCUUUCUCAGACCGGUCUCUCAGAGAGCAGGAAUAUUUGAUUGCCAAACAUGUCGACGCUUUUAUUACGCGCAUUGGCAUGGUACCUGAGGCCAUCAACCUGACCCACUGGUUCAACCUACUUACUUUCGACAUCAUCGGUGAUCUGGCGUUUGGACAGUCCUUUGGAGGAAUCGAAUCGGGAAAGACGAACAGUUGGAUCAAGCUGGUGCUUGAAAGCAUGGGUCAGGCCAGCCUUUCAGACACACUUGGCCGUUUCCCGUGGAUGGGGUGGCUAUAUAUGAAGGUCUAUCCGGGAUGGCUUGAUAAGCUCAUGAGCGGGGCGAUAAAGCAUCAGACCAACACCAUGUCGCUGCUCAGAACCCGGCUUGCACAGAAAACGCAGCGCAAGGAUUUCAUGGCGUAUCUGCUACAGGGAAAUGAACAAGAGGAAGUUUCAGAAAUCCAGCUGGCCGCACAUGCAUCAGAUUUCGUAAUUGCUGGAAGCGAGACAACAGCUUCGACUUUGGCGGUGGCCACAUACUACCUCUGUAAAGACCCCGAUCUCACGACGAAACUCCAGCAAGAAAUCCGAGGGUCAUUUUCCCGGCUUGGUUGGUUAGAAUUGCGCACUGUCCUCGCCAAAAUGCAUUUCAAGUACGAUGUUGAAUUGUUGGAUCCCUCACUUGAUUGGCACAAGAAGGUGGAGAUGCAUUUGCUGUGGAAGAAGCCAGCUCUGAAUAGCGCAGCCAGUAGUCUUGAUACAGUACGUGGUACAGUACCCCGGGCGACUGCAGCUGAAUUGGGCGGCAGUUCCGGCAUUGGGCUGGCCACAGCACGCAUUCUGAAGUCCCGAGGUGCUCACGUCCAUGUCCUCGACAUCGCCCCGAUCGAUGAAUCCUUCGACUGCCACUUUACACCGUCCCCAGCCGACAGCGGCCCGACGCCCAAAGAGGGCAACGGUGUAGCACCCGACGCCGACCCCGGUCCACCUGGAACUAUCCAGUUCCGGCACUGCGACGUGGCCGACUGGGGCAGCCUCCGGCAGGCCUUUGCCGACAUCGGGCACGUGGACAUCUGCGUCGCAAAUGCCGGCGUGUCGCAGGAAGCCGACUACUUUGCCGACACGUUCAGCAGUGACGGCUUGCUGGAGGAGCCUCGCUACGGGGUGAUUGACGUGAACCUGCGCGCUGUUCUCAACCUCGUCAAGCUCAGCAUCAGCGCCUUCCGCGCCCAAGGCCAGCGCGGCGGCUCCAUCGUGCUGACCAGCAGUGCCACCGCCUACGCCCCCGAGCAAAGCUUGCCGGUCUACAGCGCUGUCAAGCUGGCAACAAUCGGCCUCGUCCGCGCCCUCCGCCCCUCCAUUUCCGCCCUCAACGACGCCACCAUCAACGCCGUCGCCCCGGCCGCCACCGUCUCCAAGCUCCUCCCGCCCAACCUCGCCGCGCCCAUCGUCGCGGCCGGCGCUCCCGUCAGCGACGCGCACCACGUCGGGCUCGCCGUGGCCUACUCGGCCACCGCGACCCAGCCCCGCGCAGUCGAGGCGUACGGGCGCGACAACGCGGCGGAGCUGGAGAAGCCGGGCCGCUGGAACGGGCGCGUCAUUCUGACGCUCGGAGAUCGGUGGACCGAGGUCGAGGAGGAGGUGGCGAGGCUGCGACCGACGUGGUUGGGGGCCUGGAACGACGAGAUGACGAGGUUCCAGCAGAAGCUGACCGACAUGCGGGGGGUGGUGGCGGAGUGA
Molecule: messenger RNA, 2169 nt
Organism: Lasiodiplodia theobromae
Lineage: Eukaryota; Fungi; Ascomycota; Dothideomycetes; Botryosphaeriales; Botryosphaeriaceae
Product: Benzoate 4-monooxygenase cytochrome p450 protein
Exons: 11
Coding region: 1-2169 (722 amino acids)
Molecular function (GO): iron ion binding; oxidoreductase activity, acting on paired donors, with incorporation or reduction of molecular oxygen; heme binding
Source: RefSeq, a predicted model, not a curated record